This is a messenger RNA of Mercurialis annua (annual mercury), 1104 nucleotides long. RefSeq names its product 16 kDa phloem protein 2. NCBI's taxonomy places the organism in Eukaryota, Viridiplantae, Streptophyta, Magnoliopsida, Malpighiales, Euphorbiaceae. The record is from RefSeq and is a predicted model, not a curated record. The transcript has 7 exons. The coding region runs from base 75 to 890 and encodes 271 amino acids.
AUUUUAUUUUCUAUACUCAAAGAUUUUAAAAUAAACAUUACAAAAGGCUAAAACCAACCCUUAUCUUCAUAUAAAUGUUUCAUUAUUCCAAUAAUUCAUCUUCAUCUUCAACCAUGUCACAUGUUUCUGGUAUUCAAGGCCAGCUUUUAGAAGUUACUGUUGUUGGGUGCACCAAAUUGAAGGAUACAGAGUGGAUUUCGCGACAAGAUCCUUAUGUCAUCGUUGAAUAUGGUAGUAAUAAAUCUCGGACAAGAACUUGUACAGAUGGUGGCAAAAAUCCUACAUUUCAAGAGAAGUUUAUAUUUACAUUGAUUGAAGGGUUGAGAGAGAUUAGUGUUGUGGUGUGGAACAGUAAUACUUUGACUUUUGAUGAUUUUAUUGGCAGUGGAAAGAUUCAAUUGCAGAAGGUUUUAUCAGAGGGAUAUGAUGAUAGCACAUGGCCACUUCAAACUAAAACUGGAAGACAUGCUGGUGAAGUGAGGCUUAUUUUUCAUUAUGCAAAUGCCAAAAAACAAUCAGCUAGCCAUGCUCCUUCCGCUCCAUCAUAUGCUGCACAUGCUCCUUCCGCUCCUUCAUAUGCUGCACAUGCUCCUCAUGUCUCAAUGUAUUCUGCGCCACCUCCGGCACCUGCAGCUCAUUACCCAGCACCAGCUUCAGCCUACACAAGUCCGUCUCCUUAUCCCUCCUACCCACCUAAUACAGCAUAUCCACCCGCCGCGUACAAUCAACCAAAUGCGUACAAUCAACCAAAUGCUUAUCCCCCUCAGCCAUACCCAUCGCCUUCUGCUUAUCCUCCACCUCCAGCAUAUUCAUAUCCUCCACCACCAAAUGCUUCGCCCUAUUACCCUCCAGGUCCCUUUCCUGGACUCUAUCCUCAGCCACCGUACUGAGAAGCAACUUUGCCAUGUCUAACUCUGCCACCGUGGUGGCCGUAAUGGCAAUAGUAUAGGCUUCUCUUUAGAACCUAUCUUGUGGUAUGCCUCGUGUAGAAAUGUAUUUCUAGUUUCGAUUCUUGAGAUUUUUUGUCUUCUCCGUGAGAAUUGUGUAUAGAAUGUUAAUAUUUGAUUUUGCUGAGAUAAAUUUAGUGCCUAUGUUGUUUUUUAA